AUGGAAAAUCCCACUUUGAACGACCCUCCACCGCCGCCCCAAGGCGGGCCUGGUCCCGACGCUGGGCAACCGAUGCCGCCGCCAGUCGUGCCCCAGCUUCCGCCGCAGAUGUUCACCACCGCCGCCCAGCUCCUCGACCUGACCGACAAGAAGCUCAUGGUCGCCCUGCGCGACGGACGGAAGCUCAUCGGUGUGCUGCGAAGCUGGGACCAAUUCGCAAACCUCGUCCUCCAAGAUACCAUCGAACGCAUCUUCUGCCAAAACCUGUACGCCGACAUCAACCGAGGCGUUUUUCUCGUCCGCGGCGAAAACGUGCUGCUCCUAGGUGAAAUUGAUCUCGAUAAAGACGACUACAUCCCCGAGCCCUUUGAACAAGCACCGAUGGAACGGGUCUACGCAUUGCAGAAGCAGGAAACCGAAGAGCGCAAGAAGAAGGAUAAGCUCAGGCGGAAGCACCUCAAGGGCCACGGCUUCGAGGGCGAGCACACGGGCGAGGCGGUGCUAUGA
This is a messenger RNA of Diplodia corticola, 507 nucleotides long. Its product is annotated as small nuclear ribonucleoprotein. The coding region runs from base 1 to 507 and encodes 168 amino acids. Gene Ontology annotation, molecular function: RNA cap binding. Gene Ontology annotation, cellular component: P-body; Lsm1-7-Pat1 complex. The transcript is spliced from 4 exons. Lineage: Eukaryota; Fungi; Ascomycota; Dothideomycetes; Botryosphaeriales; Botryosphaeriaceae. The record is from RefSeq and is a predicted model, not a curated record. Gene Ontology annotation, biological process: deadenylation-dependent decapping of nuclear-transcribed mRNA.